Molecule: messenger RNA, 1095 nt
Organism: Penicillium verrucosum
Lineage: Eukaryota; Fungi; Ascomycota; Eurotiomycetes; Eurotiales; Aspergillaceae
Product: putative di-, tri-valent inorganic cation transporter
Exons: 9
Coding region: 1-1095 (364 amino acids)
Biological process (GO): zinc ion transmembrane transport; intracellular zinc ion homeostasis
Cellular component (GO): membrane
Molecular function (GO): zinc ion transmembrane transporter activity
Source: RefSeq, a predicted model, not a curated record
AUGGUUCUUCAUCUAUCACGCUCAACACGGCUGAGCGUUGUGAUUGUCGGCUUCUAUACACACUCUAUUUCUCUGAUUGCGGAUGCUUUCCACUAUCUGAAUGAUUUAGUUGGUUUUAUUAUAGCCCUUGUUGCAUUGAAGAAAUCUGAGCGCAGUGAGUCGCCUAAGGAGCUUACUUUUGGUUGGCAACGGGCUCAGCUGCUCGGUGCCUUUUUCAAUGGUGUUCUUCUGUUAGGACUGGGUAUUAGUAUAUUUUUGCAGUCCAUUGAGCGAUUUAUUGCUAUACAAAAUGUUCAUAACCCCAAGCUGAUGUUCAUCAUUGGGUGUAUCGGAUUGGGUCUCAAUGUUAUUAGUGCAGUCUUCCUCCACGAACAUGGACAUGGACAUGGACACAGUCAUGACCAUAGCCCAUCACCCACGAUUGAGACACCGGUUCUUCACCUUGGCGAAGAAUGCCAUGAUUCCAGCACCAAACACCACGAUCACAAGCAUCUUCAUUUCGAAAAACAUCACUGCGAAGACUCAGGCGGCCAUAGCCAUGGUCACGGCGGUCACGACCACGGUGAUCUGGGUAUGAUGGGAGUGAUGAUCCACGUCAUCGGCGAUGCAAUCAAUAACCUGGGCGUAAUGGCCGCGGGUUUGAUUAUCUGGCUCGCCGCACCCCAUGCCGGCCGAUACUAUGCCGAUCCAGGUGUGAGCAUGUUCAUUGCCAUCCUCAUUAUUCUAUCGUCUUUCCCUCUGAUGCGCCGGGCCGGGAUGAUCCUGCUAGAGAGUGUGCCUACGGGGGUUGACAUGUGCGAUGUUCAACACGACCUUGAGAAGAUCAAGGGCGUCAACUCAGUCCACGAACUCCACAUCUGGCGUCUCAACCAACAAAAAACCCUCGCCUCAGUGCACGUUGUCGUGUCUGAGGACUCGGUCGAGGACUUUAUGAAGACAGCACGCGUGAUCAAUGAGUGUUUCCACGCCUAUGGAAUCCACUCAGUUACACUGCAGCCCGAGCUAUCGGAGGAAGUUGAUGAGAUGUUGCAUGAAUCUCGUCGGUGCCAGGUUAUCUGCGGGACGGUGUGUGAACAGUUCACUUGUUGUGGAUAG